Capra hircus (goat) is the source of this 7939-nucleotide messenger RNA. It is a transcript of the gene ZSWIM4, whose product is annotated as zinc finger SWIM-type containing 4. The transcript has 14 exons. Gene Ontology annotation, molecular function: zinc ion binding. Lineage: Eukaryota; Metazoa; Chordata; Mammalia; Artiodactyla; Bovidae. Gene Ontology annotation, cellular component: Cul2-RING ubiquitin ligase complex. The record is from RefSeq and is a predicted model, not a curated record. The coding region runs from base 1 to 3327 and encodes 1108 amino acids.
AUGGACCCCCCAGCGGCCAAGCGGAGCCGGGGCUGCCCCGCAGGACCGGAGGAGCGCGACGCCGGGGCCGGGGCCGUGCGCUGCCGGGGCCGGCCCGAAGCUCUGCUGGAUCUCAGCGCCAAGCGAGUAGCCGAGAGCUGGGCCUUUGAGCAGGUUGAGGAGCGAUUCUCCCGUGUGCCGGAGCCAGUCCAGAAGCGCAUUGUGUUCUGGUCAUUUCCACGCAGCGAGCGGGAGAUAUGUAUGUACUCAUCACUGGGGUACCAGCCCCCAGAGGGCGAGCACGACGCCCGGGUGCCCUUCACCCGCGGGCUGCACCUGCUGCAGAGUGGGGCCGUAGAUCGUGUGCUGCAAGUAGGGUUCCACCUGAGUGGAAACGUCCGGGAGCCAGGGGGCCCCGGAGAGCCCGAGCGGCUUUACCACGUCUCCAUCAGCUUUGACCGCUGCAAGAUCACAUCUGUGAGCUGCGGCUGCGACAACCGUGAUCUCUUCUACUGUGCCCACGUGGUGGCCCUGUCGCUGCACCGCAUCCGGCACGCCCGGCAGGUGGAGUUGAGACUGCCCAUCUCUGAGACACUCUCCCAGAUGAACCGGGACCAGCUGCAGAAGUUCGUGCAGUACCUCAUCAGCGCCCACCACACCGAGGUGCUGCCCACCGCCCAGCGCUUGGCAGACGAGAUCCUCCUCCUGGGCUCCGAGAUCAACCUGGUGCAUGGUGCCCCAGACCCCACAGCAGGCGCAGGCAUCGAGGAUGCCAACUGCUGGCACCUGGACGAGGAGCAGAUCCAGGAGCAGGUGAAACAGCUGCUGUCCAAUGGCGGCUACUACGGCGCCAGCCAGCAGCUGCGCUCUAUGUUCUGCAAGGUGCGAGAGAUGCUGCGGAUGCGUGACUCCAAUGGGGCGCGCAUGCUGAUCCUCAUGACUGAGCAGUUCCUGCAGGACCCGCGGCUGGCCCUGUGGCGGCAGCAGGGCGCCGGCAUGACGGACAAGUGCCGCCAGCUGUGGGACGAGCUGGGGGCCCUGUGGGUGUGCGUCAUCUUGAGUCCCCACUGCAAACCAGAGGAGCGGACGAGCUGGCUCCAGCUGCUUAGCAAGUGGGACAAGCUGGACGUGUGCCCGCUGGAGGAGGGCAAUUACUCUUUUGAUGGGCCCAGCCUGCAGCCCACUGCAGCCCUCAUCCCAGGCCCAGAGGAGGAGGAGGAGGUGAUGACAAUGGCUGCAGGUUCCCGCCACACCGUGUUUAGCCGCGCCCUGCAGGCUGGGUCACUGCAUUGGAGUGAUGACCAUCUGCAGAGGAUCCUGGCCAGUGACUCCUACAGCCCCAACCUCACAGGCAACGGGGGCAGUGACAAACCAAGCUUCGACCCCCAGGGCCGCCCGCUUUGGCUGGGCGAGCCCUUCCCCACUACCUGUGCUCGUGUGGACACCCUGAGGGCCCAUGGAUACCCCCGCCAGGCCCUGCGGCUGGCAAGUGCCAUAGUCAACACCCUCCGGCUGCAGCAGCGACAUCAGCUACAGAUUUACAAGCAGCAGAAAAAAGAGCUACUGCAGAAAGGUUCCACCUGCAUCACCAACAUGGAAGGAUGGGUGGGCCAUCCCCUGGACCCCAUUGGCUGCCUCUGCAGGGCACUCUUGGAGGCCUGUCGUCUAGAGGAGGAGACCCUCGCCAUUUACCCAGACUCGGGCCCUGAGAAGCGGAAGGUGGCCUACCAGCACGUCCCUGUGCCGGGGAGCCCUGGGGAGUCCUAUUUGGCAAUGGCGCUAGAGGUGGCCCUGCUGGGCCUGGGACAGCAGCGGGCCCUGCCCGACGGGCUGUAUGCCCAGGACAAGGUGGUGCGCAAUGAGGAGCAGCUGCUGGCCCUGCUGGAGGAAGUGGAGCUGGACGAGCGGUUGGUGCAGGUCCUGCGCAAGCAAGCGGGACAGCUGCUAGAAGGGGGUCCUUUCAGUGGCUUUGGAGAAGUGCUGUUCCGGGAGAGCGUACCCAUGCACACCUGUGCCCGCUACUUGUUUACCGCACUGCUGCCUCACGACCCAGACCUGGCCUACCGCCUCGCACUGCGAGCCAUGAGGCUGCCCGUCCUGGAGACAGCGUUUCCAGCUGGAGAACCUCCCAGCAACCCGCUGGACUCCAUCAUGAGCAACCGCUUUCCCCGCUGGUUCAUCCUCGGCCACCUGGAGACCCGCCAGUGUGAGCUGGCCUCUGCCAUGCUGACCGCCGCCAAGGGAGACCCCAAGUGGCUGCACACAGUACUGGGCUCCAUCCAACAGAACAUCCACUCUCCAGCUUUGCUUUUCAAGCUGGCGCAGGAUGCCUGCAAGACUGCCACCCCGGCCAGCGCCCCGCCGGACACGACGCUGUUGGGCAUUGCGCUGGAGCUGGGCCUUCAGGUGAUGCGGAUGACCCUGAAUACCAUGACCUGGCGUCGGAGGGAGAUGGUGCGCUGGCUGGUCAGCUGUGCCACAGAAAUCGGCCCGCAAGCCCUGAUGAACAUCAUGCAGAACUGGUACUCCUUAUUCACCCCGGUGGAGGCGGCCACCAUCGUGGCCGUAACGGGCACCACCCAUGCCACGUUGUUGCGGCUGCAGCUGGAUGCAGCCCGGCGGGAGGAGCUCUGGGCCUGCGCACGCACCCUGGCCUUGCAGUGCGCCAUGAAAGACCCGCAGAACUGCGCCCUGCCCGCCCUCACCCUGUGCGAGAAGAACCAGGCGGCCUUCGAGGCAGCCUACCAGAUUGUGCUGGAUGCAGCCGCCGGCGGCCUGGGCCACGCCCACCUUUUCACCAUGGCGCGCUACAUGGAGCAUCGCGGCCUGCCGCUGCGGGCCUACAAGCUGGCAACGCUGGCCCUGGCGCAGCUCAGCAUCGCCUUCAACCAGGACAGCCACCCGGCAGUCAAUGAUGUGCUCUGGGCCUGCUCGCUCAGCCACUCACUGGGCCGGCACGAGCUCUCGGCCAUCGUCCCCCUCAUCAUCCGCAGCAUCCACUGCGCCCCCAUGCUCUCCGACAUCCUGCGCCGCUGGACCCUCUCGGCACCCGGCCUGGGGCCCCUUGGGGCUCGCCGGGCUGCCAAGCCUCUGGGUGCCGACCGGGCACCGCUGUGCCAGCUGCUGGACGCGGCCGUAUCAGCCUACAUCACCACCAGCCACUCGCGCCUGACGCACAUCAGCCCGCGUCACUACAGUGACUUCAUCGAGUUCUUGGGCAAAGCUCGUGAGACUUUCCUGCUGGCGCCCGAUGGACACCUGCAAUUCGCCCAGUUCCUGGAAAACCUCAAACAGACCUACAAGGGCAAGAAGAAGCUCAUGCUCCUGGUGCGGGAGCGUUUCGGCUGAGGGUCGAGAUGCAGACGGUGGGGGCAUCCUCCCUUCGCCCCUGCCCCUGUGGCACUCGCUCUCUAUCAGGGGCGUCGACGCUGAAGGCCCGUGUGGCGUUUCAGUAUUAAGUCAGGGAAGGAGCCCAGCUGAAGCUGGGUGGUCUUGCCUGCCAUCCCCCACCCCCCAAGUCCAAAAGGAGGUGGGAGGCAGGAGGUGGCAUCCUGCCACGUGCGUGCCUAGGAGCGUGCAAGCGAGUGUGCAAGACACAAGGAUCAGAAGCCAUACCAGCACCCAGAGGCCUGGAAGGGGGUGUGUGCUUGUGCAGCUGGUAUGACCCCAUUGUGAGCACCCAGAAGCGAUAGUCAAGCUCUCCCUUCCCAAAGCUACAGCUCUGUCUGGAGCUGCAGGGGCAGCGGGGAGUGCUGGGAAGCAAGACUCUCCAGACACUGGUUUUCGAAGUCAGAGUAGCAUACAGACCCUCUCUGUGCCCAACUCUAGGUGGAUAGAGGGCUUGUGUUAGGGCAUCUAAACUUUUGUAAUACCCCCUCACCCUCCACCCGCUCCUCAGGGGCCCCACUGGUAGCCCUAUACCCUCUCCAGGCUGCCCAACGGGAACCAAUGUUUCACCCCCACUGAAGGAUUUGAAGAGGCUUCAGGCCUCGGCCACAUACCUCACCCCCUCAUCCUGCCAGGACUCUGUUGGGUGCCAGGGUCCCAGGGUAGGCUGGGGGAAUCAUUAUUGCCCCUCCCCCUACCUACUAGUCACUGGACUUACAACUCAGGAACCGAGCCAGACUCACAGUGUCCUCCAAACCUGGUGUGGGGGAAGACAAGCACAGGCAAGCCAGAGACCCCUCCCCCCGCCCCCUCUAGAAAGGGGCCAACAUCUUAGCAUUUUUUGGCUGGCUGUGUGUCUCUCCUUUUCUCCUCCUCUGCCUGCUCUGUCCUUCAUCUUAUUCCGUCUUCCCAUAUUUCCAUCUAGCCUGUCUUUCUGUUCGCAUUCCCAGUUGCUGUCUGUUUGGCCUCCCUCCCCCCAGCUUGGCCUAGGGAGAAGAAGAAAGUGUCCCACUCCCAAUCACCUGCCUCUGUCUUUUCUCCUCUUGUAAUUAAGGACAAAGAUCACCGAAUUUUGUAACUUUUUUUCUAUUUAUUGAACCACAUAUUGUAUUUACUUUUUUUUUUAAGAUUGAACACAGCUUGUUCUUUUAAAUUUUAGUUUGAGACUAAAGUGUGUGCUCCUCCCCCAAUGCGGCCCCUGCCCGGGCACCCUUUUCCCCCUGUAGAAAAUCUCCAGCCUCUUCUCUGGGAAUAGCUUCAAGCGACGGGUGCAAUGGGAGCCACUGUCGGCUGCAUCCAGUGCUAAGAAUAUGGAUGAUAGUAGACAGGGAUGGAGAGCUCACUGUGAGCAAGCCUAGUGUUUAUAUCUGUGCUUUACACCUGUCAUCUGUUACGACACCUAUCUGAGGAGAAAGCCGAGGCUCCAAAGUUUAAGGAAAGGGCGUGGAAUUUUAAAAAGUGACAGCUCUAGAUUUAGUACCUUGCUGGGCCCGGGACACUGCUCACCCCAAGCCGCUUGGUCCAUGCAGUGCUGAGAAUGGCCACUAGAGGGUGCCCUGGCUCCAGACACUCGCUAUUGAGGUUCCCUGUGUGCGUUCUCGGUUGCUCAGUCCUGUCUGACUCUGCGACCGACUGUGGCCGUCAGGGCUCCUCUGUCCAUGGGACUUCCUGGCAAGAAUACUGGAGUGGGUUGCCAGUUCUUACUCUAGAGGAUUUUUCCUCAACUAGGAUCGAACCCAAGUCUCCUGCGUCUCCUGCAUUGGCAGGUGGAUUCUUUACCACCAGGGAAGCCUCGCUAUCGGGGUUAUUUGUAAGCUUCUAAGCACGUGGCAGGGGUGGGAGGGUUCCUGUCAGGUGCUGGGUGCAGCUGGGUGGGGAAGACACAGCCCCCAAAAGCGGGAACGCGGUUUAGACUAGGCCUUGGUGGGCGAGGUUCUUGCGGAGAUGACGUGGGCACGGUCAAUACUGGGCGCGCCUAGGGCGUGUCUGGGCUCCUACCCAGCGGAUGCGGGACCUGAGGGGUGGCGGGAAGGCCUUUAGUUUCCUCUAAAGGUUUCCUGCCUUUAGAGACUGACGGACAGAGGGACUGACUGACUGGGUCGGCGUCAGGGCCGGGGCAGGCGAGGACAGAGGCUUCCGGGACGGGCGGGGUUCAGAGCGAGGCUGGGCGGGGCCAGCAGCUGGAGGACACCAAGGUCCUGCGCGCAGGCGUGGGCGGGCCUUCCCUGGCGCUGGGCAAGGCGAUUGGCUCUUGGCACCGCCCUGCGCUGGAGGGAACCAGUUGGAGGUGACCCCACCUUCUGCCCCGCCUCACACAUUCCCGCAGGUAUUUGAGGGGAGACCCGAGAGGACCCACAAGCUCCUUAGCGCCGCCUGGAGGCCUGGCAGGGUAGAGGCGGUAGUCCUGAGGGCUCUAUCUCAGCCUUGGCCCUUGGGGUUCCCGGCUGCCUUCAAAUGUUCUCAGACUUUGGGGCACCCCUUACUGUGCCCCUCGGCUCUCCAAGUCAUCUGCAGAUAUCCCCACAGACCUAGGGUGCCACUCAGGUCCCAGUUACAGCCAAACGUCCUCCUUGGGCCCACAUACACAAUUCCCCACCACCGUUCUCAGAUAGCAGACACCUCAAAUCUUACCCCCAAUCCAAGUUGUCCCUAUUUAUGUCUAAGUCACCCCUAAAUGUCAUUAGAUCAACACCAUCCGGUACCAGUUAUCUUUAAAUGUCCAGUGUUUUCUUCCAGGUCACCCUCAACCACCAGCUUAGAUUGGGUCCCAUUCCCUUCCACCUCACCCCUGAACAUGGAGCAUUCCUUAUCACCCUCCCAUCUAGGCUCCAGUUCUUGUCACCACACCGACCCUGAAUGUCUGUCCCUCCAGCCCACCCCUGAACCCCAGGACACUCAAGUUCACCUUUCCAUGAUAAGGGCACCCUUUCCACCCCAAAUGACUAAAUUGUCAUCUUCUCCAGAGUGGGCAGGGUAGGGCUGGGGAUCCUGGGAGGUGAGAAGCGCAGGAGGCCAGGACAAUAAAUUCAGACCCAUCAACCCUCCCCAGACAAAAAGCCAGGACUCCAGGGUUGCAGACUAGAAUACAUCACAAACCACCAGACCAGGCAUAAGCCAGGGGCCAGCUUUUAUUUAACUGGACAGCAGGCUCAAGACACAGCAGAGACUUCCCCAAGCUUCGCUGGAGGAGGGGUACACUGAGCCAACUCUUGACAGCUUGAGGGGCUUCACUCUACAUCCCUAGUUUCACCCCUAGAAGAGCCCUAUUCCAUCUGAUGAUGAAUACAGUCUUAACUCUUCCAUGCCCUGGACCCACCCAAGGACUGAGCAGGCCUGCUUGCGUCCUCUGGGCCCACAGGGACCUCAUUCCCCACCCCAUGUGCCAGGAGGGUGCCAUGGCCCCUCCUCCCAAGUUAGGAAGCCACAGAGCCCAGGGAGAAGGGGCCAGGCAGGUUCAGGUCAGGCCAGCCUGGUUCCGGAAGCCCGGAGUUGGCAUUUAACGGUCUGGGGGGCCCAAGGCAGCUUCCUCUUGGGUAACUGGCUGCUGGGAAGAUGCAGGCCAGCCAGGCCCCCACCAGGCUUGGACGAGGAGGGGCCGAGGGUCAGCCAGGCAAGGACACAUCUGGCUUCCUUUCUUCACGGAAGGGCCAGCCAGCCAGCCAACCGCCUGUCUGCUCAUCCUCCCUGGGAACACAGCCCAGUCUUGAGUUGGGACUGGGGGGGUGCGGGGGCAGUCCCCAAGUGCAGAAAUUGGAGUAGGGGGCCUGCAGCAGACAGCUGGGUUCACCAACCCCAUCCCAGGCUCCACCCAUCCCCAGGUUCCUCCUCUGGACCCAGGUCCCAGGCCGGCAGGGUCCUCAUUUCUUCCCCCAGGCAGCGACUGGCUCACCCAAGGAGGGCAGGGGCCACAGCAGACUCCAAGGGGGCUUGACUCCUGUUCCUGCUGAACUGAGCCAGUGUGCACAAAUCAACUGUGUUUCAGCUCAGUAGGCACGGGAGGCAGAGCCCAGGGAGGCCCCGAGGUUGGCCAGGCAGCAGAGGGGGAGAGGUGGCAGGGCCAGAGGUGGCGGCAGGGCCCCGGGGGGGCGGAACUUAGCCACUGUGAACACGACUUGAUGUGGACCUGCUCACAAGCAGCUAAGCCCUGCUCCCCAGGCCAGAUGUGAGCGGUGGGGGCCUCUCUGCCACCCCAUCCCCAUCCCCAGGGUCAGCGUCCUCAGCGGCGGCAGUGGCAGUGGCGGCCCCGGAGGCAGGGCUCAGGGUCGGUUGGAAAUCCCUGGCAAUGUGAUUUGUGACAGGCAGCAAAUCCCAUCCCCAGGAACCCCAGCCGGCCAUGGCACCAGGGUCGAGGGGCAGGGCACCGGGCAGGGCCAGCAGCUGGCACCUAGGAGAGACGAAAGGAGGUCGUGAGAUUUGAGGACACCUGCCUUCCAUGUCCCCCCUUGCCGCCAUCCUUUGAGGUCUCGCAGAGAAGCCGCUUUCCCCAUGUGCGUCCGUGCCGUCGCUUCAGUCGUGUCUGACUCUUGCGACCCCACGGACUAUAGCCCAUCAGGCUCCCCUGUCCAUGGGAUUC